GAAGCGGCCGCAACGCCAUGUUGACGAAGUCUCCCAUCUCCGUGAGAAAAAAAUGAUAGAAAACACACUUUCUGAGAAAAAAGCUAAAUCCCUGGAAUAAGUAACGUCGCCGCGAUAUUUGCCUUGAAGAACCGAACCGGAUCCGCGGAGGUUCCGGACGGGCAAGGGAGGAAAACCUCCCACCGUCCCCAUGAAUAGCACCGCUGAUCCUAACAGCGACUUUCCAUGAAAAGACAUUUGUGUUGCUAUUCGAGCUCGUUAUCCCAGUUCGUCAAAGGGAUCUGGGGCCUGCCUCAAGAAUUUGCAACGCUUGCUAUAUGUAUGCAAGCUAGACAUUGUUUGUAUCAGUAUUUAUUAGUGUAUUGUUUUCGUUAGUUGAUUUUUUUUUUUGCGAUGAGUUUGCAACCGAAAGUGGUCCCCAAAUCUGCAACUGUCGCAGUUAGCGGACCUGGAACCGGCCCCUCUCCGUCGAGCCAACUGCGGGCUACCCUGACCUCCGUGUCUCUACCGCCGGGAGCCCCCGCCGCUCCUCAGCCUACCGCCGUUCCACAGCCACAAAUCCCACGGGUUCAGCCAUCGCUAGACGAUCGCAUCUUCCCCACACAGCCUGGAGUCGCUGCAGUCUACAGCGUACCCAGGCAUGCUGGCCCUUCUUACACUGCUCAUGACAUCACAAAGGGACACCCUAACUUGGCGGGCACCCCGCCCGGUCAUGCCCACUCCCCGGCGCUCUCUCAGGUAUCAGUACCCACAGCUUCCCCAUAUCGCUACCCUAAGGGCUGGGAGACAGGCGGAGGGUCUCCAUACAACCCUGGACAGAAUGCUGGCUCAGCCCCUUUAGUGUAUUCUCCCCAGACACAGCCAAUGAAUGCACAGCCACAGAGUCGCCCGUUUGCCACGGGCCCUCGACCAACUCACCAUCAGUUUUUCCAGAGGACCCAGAUGCAAACUGCGAGGCCCACUCUCCCUACCAACACACCCUCCCUACGGCCUGGCUCACAGACACCCACGGCGGCAGUCUACCCCCCAAAUCAACCCAUUAUGAUGACCAUGGCCCCUAUGCCUUUCCCUUCCCCACAGGCUACACAAUACUACAUCCCCCAGUAUCGCCACAGUACGCCCUACGUGGGACCCCCGCAGCAGUAUUCAGUACAGCCUCCAGGGUCUGGCACCUUUUAUCCUGGGCCAGGACCAGGGGAAUACCCUGCCCCAUAUCAUCCCCUCAGGUACCACCCACCUGUCUCACCCUCUGUCCCUGCUCCCGUUCCUACAGCUGGUCCCCCCUACUAUCCAGGACAGACUGUGUACCCCCCCUCACCCCCCAUCAUAGUGCCUACACCACAGCAACCUCCACCAGCCAAGCGUGAGAAGAAAACAUCCUCCCAGAUCCGUAUCCGUGACCCCAACCAGGGCGGCAGGGACAUCACCGAGGAGAUCAUGUUAGGUGGUUCGGGGAGCAGGAAUCCAACGCCCCCUGUUGGACACCCCUCCUCUACCCCCACCCCUCCACAGCAGCAGCCGGGCAGCAGCCAGACCCCCGAGCAGCCGCAGCAGCAGCCGCAGCCUUUGACACCUCAGCCACAGCAAGCCAAUCCUGGAGCCUACACUCUGGAGCCCCCUCAGCCACAGCCACCGCAGCCCCCCACACCCGGGGCUGCUGACGUCAAGCCUGGGCCAGGUGAUAUGCCAAAAUUGGAGCUGUCUGUCCAGAAGUCUUCUUCACCUGGGCUAGUACAGCCAGAACUUUCACAGGGGAGACGGGAGAGCAGUGCUACUGUAACUCACCCCUCCACCUCAGUUGAACCAGAGCUUCCCCCUUCUGCCCAAGUGGCAGCCCCCAUUGCUGCUCCACACCCUGUGGCUAGCACUAGUGAAAAGCCCUCAGCUGUGGAGCCUGCUGCUUCCACUGUUCCUUCCUCCUCCCCAUUAGUCGAGGAGCCCAAACCACCUCUGGUACCUCCUCAGACUCAGACAGCCAAGACAGAAAAGGUUCUUGAAGCUUCACAUACACUGACUGCUUCACCAGCUUCAGCUCCAAAGGCCAUGAAUGGUCUUGCAGACACCAAGGCUGAGCAAGACACCCCACCCCAGCAGCCCUCCCCUCUGCCUCCAGCCACACCCCAGCCCCAGGCUUCUGCCCCGGCUUCUAGAGAGACACCCUCUGAGACUUUGCCCUCUGACACAAGGCCAGAGGUACCCAUCGCUGCUGCCCUUGCCCCUGUGGUCCCUCUAGCUGUGGUGCCUGUCACCCUGACCUCAAACCCUGCCAUGGCUAUGCCAGCACCUCCCCCUGGCCUACCGCCUCUAGUGCAGGCCACAGCAGAGGCUGGCGAGCCCAGCAAGCCCUUAAACACUAAAGACCUCCCGUCCAAAGCAGUGACAGAGGCGCAUGUUGGCAUGACUGACAACAAAAUGGAAUCCCAGCAGCAAGCACUCACCAGGAAGAAUCCUACUACAGUAAGUCAGACUGCUUCUACUGUACCAAAGACGUGGAAGAAACCAAAUGAUGGGAGCUCUGUCGGAGAUGCGCUUCUCAAGGAGAGUGAGGAGGAUCCCAGGCCAAUAGAGCCUGCUGUCGUAGACCAGACCCAAUCGGCUCCUCUGACCAGCAGUCCUACACCCCUACCGUUAUCCUCCCCCUUAGCCCCUGUACCAGCUCAGGCCUCUGGCCCAGAGGCUGAGGAGAAGCCUACUGCUCCUGAGGAGAACGGUGAGGCCGAACUGGAGCCCAUGAGAAAUGGAGCUGGCCACACCUCAGAGACAGAGAGCAGUGACAGUGGAGCCACCCCUGUUGACAAGGAGAACUCCACAGGGGCAUCCCAAGACAUGGAAGACCUCACUGAGUCCAAUGGAAAGCGACAGUAUGACAGGGACUUCCUGCUGGGUUUCCAGUUCAUGCCUGCCUGCAUACAAAAGCCAGAGGGGCUCCCACCUAUCAGCGAUGUGGUGCUGGACAAGAUCAACCAAAACAAGCUGCCAUCUCGAGCUGUGGAUUCCAGGGUAAUAUCCAGAGGCCCUGAUUUUACACCUGCCUUUGCCGAUUUUGGUAGACAGAUAACUGGGGGACGAGGCACUUCACUAAUGAACAUGGGGGCACGACGGCCUCCACCGAGGAAGAUCAUUAUGAAUGUGUCUGUCAAUGACGAUGUCCAGCUGAAAAAGGCGGAGAAUGCCUGGAGACCUGGCAUGAAGAGAGAGGGCCUCUCAGAUGACCCAGAGACCCAGAAAACACAGGAGCUGUUCCGGAAGGUGCGCAGCAUCCUUAACAAGCUGACGCCUCAAAUGUUCAAUCAGCUGAUGAAGCAGGUGACAGACCUGACCAUUGACACAGAGGAGAGGCUGAAGGGAGUCAUUGACCUUGUCUUCGAGAAAGCCAUUGAUGAACCUAGCUUCUCUGUUGCCUAUGGAAACAUGUGUCGCUGCCUCGCCACGCUCAAAGUGCCCAUGACAGACAAACCAAGCACCACAGUGAAUUUCCGUAAGCUGCUGCUUAACCGCUGCCAGAAGGAGUUCGAGAAGGACAAGGUGGACGAUGUGGUUUUUGAGAGAAAGCAGAAGGAGUUGGACUCAGCUGCAUCGGCAACGGAGCGUGAGCGUCUACAGGAGGAGCUGGAGGAAGCGAAGGACAAGGCACGCCGGCGCUCCAUUGGAAACAUCAAGUUCAUUGGCGAGCUCUUCAAGCUCAAGAUGCUAACAGAGGCCAUCAUGCAUGACUGUGUGGUUAAGCUGCUCAAGAAUCAUGACGAAGAGUCUCUGGAGUGCCUAUGCAGGCUGCUCACCACCAUUGGCAAGGACCUGGACUUUGAAAAGGCUAAGCCUCGAAUGGAUCAGUAUUUCAAUCAGAUGGAAAAAAUUGUCAAGGAGCGGAAGACAUCAUCCCGCAUACGGUUUAUGUUACAAGACGUAAUAGAUCUACGAUUGCACCACUGGGUGUCCAGGAGAGCUGACCAGGGCCCCAAAACCAUCGAGCAGAUCCACAAGGAGGCCAAGAUCGAGGAGCAAGAGGAGCAGAGGAAGGUGCACCAACAGCUGCUCUCCAAGGACAGCAAGAGGCGGCCAGCAGACCCAAGAGAACAGAGAGAUCAGCGCACACCAAGAGAGGAGACCUGGAACACUGUGCCCAUGACCAAGAACAGCAGAACCAUCGACCCUACCAAGAUCCCAAAGAUCUCCAAGCCUCAAAUGGAUGAAAAGAUCCAGCUGGGCCCACGGGCUCAAGUCAACUGGAUUAAGGGCAGCAGUGGAGGAGCCAAAGCCAGCGACUCAGAACUAUCACGGUCAGGUGGCAGUAGUCUUAAUCGCUACUCUGCACUACAGUCCACUCCUUCACCUCAACCCUCCACCCCGCCCACACAGAAUCCAGACUAUGACUCCAGGAGAACCCUGGGAAGUCGUAGCAGUGCAGGAAGGGAGUGCAGCGAGAAGCCCCUCAGUUCGACACCGUCAACACGGCCUGGGCCCUUUGUCAGGGGAGGCAGUUCCAAGGAGCUCCUGGAGAGCCAGGCCCCUGAGGAGCCCCGUAGAGAAAGGGAACGGGAGGGAGCUGAGCCUAGGAGGCCUAGUGUUACCGAAGACAAGAUGGAGCCAGAGCGAAGCAGAGCCAGAGAGCCUGUGAAACCUGAGCCAGUAGUCCAAACCCCAGACAGACCCACCCUCUCAGAAGAGGAGAUGGAGAGGAAGUCCAAAUCCAUCAUAGACGAGUUCCUGCACAUCAAUGAUUACCAGGAGGCGGUGCAGUGUGUGGAUGAGCUGGAUCUGGCCUCUCGGCUCCACAUGUUCGUACGUGUGGGGGUGGAAUCUACCCUGGAGCGCAGUCAGAUCACUCGGGACCACAUGGGCCAGCUCCUCUUCCAGCUAGUACAGCAGGGAAUCUUGCCCAAAAACCAGUUCUAUAAAGGGUUUGCAGAUACCCUGGAGGUAGCGGAUGACAUGGCCAUCGACAUUCCCCAUAUCUGGUUGUACUUGGCUGAGCUGCUCAGCCCUGUGCUGAAGGAAGGGGGCUUCUCUGUGAGAGAGCUCUUUAGUGAAUUAAGCAAACCAUUGCUUCCUGUGGGAAGAGCCGGGAUCUUAUUUUCUGAAAUACUGCACAUACUAUGCAAACAAAUGAGCCAUAGAAAAGUGGGCGCCUUGUGGAGGGAAUCCGGCCUCAGCUGGAGUGACUUCCUGCCAGAGGGAGAAGAAGUCCACACUUUCAUCUCACAACAGAAGCUCCAGUUCACUAUGUUGGACUGCUCCAGUCCCGAGGCUGCUGUGUCUAAGAGCACCCUGUCUCCUGAGGAGAUGAGCCACCAGUUGGAGAGACUUCUCCUGGAGGAUAUGGCCAGUGAUGAGCAAAUCUUUGACUGGGUAGAGGCAAAUCUGGACGAAUCACAGAUGAGCUCGUCUCCAUUCCUGCGGGCUUUGAUGACAGCUGUGUGCAAGGCAGCAGUGAAAGAAGAGAGCACCACCUGUCGAGUGGACACGGCCAUCAUCCAGAGGAGAUUGCCUGUAUUACUCAAGUACCUUAACUCAGACACUGAGCGACAGCUGCAAGCACUUUAUGCACUUCAGGCGCUGAUCGUCACCUUAGAUCAGCCUCCAAACCUUCUCCGGAUGUUCUUUGACUGUCUGUAUGAUGAGGAUGUCAUCUCGGAGGACGCUUUCUACAAGUGGGAGACUAGCAAAGACCCUGCGGAGCAGCAGGGCAAGGGUGUGGCCCUCAAGUCAGUCACAGCCUUCUUCACCUGGCUGCGCGAGGCAGAAGAGGAGUCAGAGGAUAAUUGACAAGGAAGCUUGUGGCCUCUUGCUGCCAGCCCAGCAUAUGACACAAAAC
Lampris incognitus (smalleye Pacific opah) is the source of this 5812-nucleotide messenger RNA. RefSeq names its product eukaryotic translation initiation factor 4 gamma, 3a (gene eif4g3a). The record is from RefSeq and is a predicted model, not a curated record. Lineage: Eukaryota; Metazoa; Chordata; Actinopteri; Lampriformes; Lampridae. The transcript is spliced from 34 exons. Gene Ontology annotation, cellular component: eukaryotic translation initiation factor 4F complex. Bases 394 to 5763 code for a protein of 1789 amino acids. Gene Ontology annotation, molecular function: protein binding; translation initiation factor activity; mRNA binding.